Messenger RNA from Columba livia (rock pigeon), 2876 nucleotides. RefSeq names its product aralkylamine N-acetyltransferase (gene AANAT). Lineage: Eukaryota; Metazoa; Chordata; Aves; Columbiformes; Columbidae. Gene Ontology annotation, cellular component: cytoplasm. The record is from RefSeq and is a predicted model, not a curated record. Gene Ontology annotation, biological process: circadian rhythm; response to light stimulus; melatonin biosynthetic process. The transcript has 4 exons. Gene Ontology annotation, molecular function: aralkylamine N-acetyltransferase activity. Bases 1547 to 2164 code for a protein of 205 amino acids.
GAGGAGCCCCUUGGCUGCAUGUGUGUUACUCCAUCCCCAAGUCCUGUCAGAGCAAGGGACAAAUAGUGGUUCAUCUGCCUCCCACGUGUCAUCCCUCACUGCAAAUCCUACCCGGAGAUAAUUGCCAUCCUUCUGAGCAGGCACGCCAAUGGAGGGACCAGCCGGCUGCGGGGCCGACGUGACAGCUCGGGGCUCUUUGAAGAUGCUGAGAGAGUUGCUAAAUAUGUAAAUCUCAGCACACUGCUGUGGCUCUCGUUUAAUGGAGUUUUUGACCCUCUGCAGCUGUAUGGGAGCGGGGACAGACACAGACCCAGCUAAACCCACCAAAUGCAGCAUCCCUACUUGGCUAUUCCAGCCACGGGCCAGCCCCUGCUCUGCUGGCCUCAGUUUAAUGGCUGGGAAUUGCUCUGAAAUGCCAUUUCUGAAGAGCAGAAAGCUGCUGGGUCAUAUUUCUGUCUCAAUUCAAUGAAAAAAAAAACUUAAAAGAGGGAGUUAAGAAUGUAGCCCCAGGUCACUUUGCCCAUGGCUGGAAACUAAAGCAUGUCCUGAGCUCCCCUGGAAAUGUCCUGGGUGCAGUGAAGCCAGUGCUGCGUCCUGCUCCGCGCUUCUUUCUGGGCUGCAUCUGACUCAUGAUGAUAACGAUAAAGUCAACAUUUAAAAAUUCUUAUUUUUGCUGACCUUCCCAGUCAUUUCCUUUCUAGCAGCUCAUGUCUGGGAUAAUCCCCCUUUUAUCACACGUCCUGAUGGGAACAAACAUUGUCGCUUUGCCCGUGCAGUUUCCUAUGUAAUAGCUCUCAGGGACCAAGAGCUGUGCAGGAGGAGACACUUGGUCUCUGCAGUAAGGUCCUUAGAGCACAAACCUUAGGUCUGGCCCCCAUCCUACAAGAAGCCAGCUGAUUCUCCCGAGAAACUCCCCACCACUCAAGCCCAAGGGACGGUCACGCUUGGCAUGGCCAGCACAUCCUUGGCACAAAGAAAACUCAUCCACUCUCAGCAGGGAUGCUCCAGCUUCUUACAGGCUCCCAAUGCCAUCUGAGAGGUCUGUAUCAGGCAUAAUGUAUCGCUUUUUGUCCCUAGCCAAGCCCUCUGCUCUCCCUGCCUGGCUUGCAGAGCCGAGCAAUCAGCUAAAUGUUUUAUCCCUCUGCAGGCAGUCAUGCCAGAGGAAAAAAAAAACAAGCCUGAUGGGAUCCUUUUGCUGGGCUGUCACCUUAAAGCCUCUCACCUCUCCCUGUCUUUCAUCAGGGUUAUAAACUCCUUAGGAUGUCAUCACGUGCCCCAUAAAUAACAAAUAUAUAUAAGCGGCGGCUGCGGAGGGUGCAGCAGACAGAGGAGGAGAGGGAAAACCCCAGGGCUCCUCUCCUGGCAGCUGCUGGACGGCACCACCGGGGCCAGGCGGGCAGAGCAGCAGCGUGGGGUCCCCGUCCGGUAUUUUCAGCAGCUAAGAGCGCUGGAGGAGAUUGGCUGAAAUAAAGGGUUUUGUGACACCGUGAGCUGGUAGAGGCUGUGGAGCAGAGGCAGAGGUGGGACGCCAGGCAAGAGGAGGGGGAUGUCGGCUCUCAGCGCGUUGCCUUUCCUGAAGCCCCCUCACCUGAGGUCCCCCCGCAGCUCGCCCGGGGGCCAGCGCCGCCACACGCUGCCCGCCAGCGAGUUCCGCUGCCUCAGCCCCGAGGAUGCCAUCAGCGUGUUCGAGAUCGAGCGGGAAGCCUUCAUAUCCGUCUCUGGGGACUGUCCUCUCCACCUCGACGAGAUCCGCCACUUUCUGAAUCUGUGCCCAGAGCUCUCCCUUGGCUGGUUUGAGGAGGGGAGGCUGGUUGCGUUCAUCAUCGGCUCCCUCUGGGACCAGGACAGGCUCAGCCAGGAGGCGCUGACCCUGCACAAGCCGCAAGGCACAGCAGUUCACAUCCACGUGCUGGCCGUGCACCGCACCUUCCGCCAGCAGGGCAAGGGCUCCAUCCUGAUGUGGCGGUACCUGCAGUACCUGCGCUGCCUGCCCUUUGCCCGCCGUGCCCUCCUCAUGUGCGAAGAUUUCCUCGUGCCCUUCUACCAAAAGUGUGGUUUCAAGGCACUGGGUCCCUGUGAGGUGACGGUGGGGGAGCUGGCGUUCAUCGAGAUGCAGCAUUCUGUGCGGGGACAUGCCUUCAUGCGCAGGAACAGCGGCUGCUGAGCACCCUCCGGUCCAACCAUGGUUGGAGGGCCUGGAGAGAAGCUGGGGGUGGGGGAUAAGAGGCUACGACCCCUCUACAUCCCCACCACAGUGUACAUCUUCCUCCCACUGCCACAUCUGCCUUCCAGUCAGAUCAGACCUGUCCCAUCCAUUUUGAUUACACUUUUGGGACUGAAAUCCCCAGCCUGGCCCCACUGGGAGCGCCAACCCCCCAGCCUGGUCUCCAGUUUAGCUGGAACAGUAUCAGCAAGGCUAGGGGGGCUGCAGGGCUAUGUGACCAUGUUUUGCUGAGACCCCCAGCAAAGCCCAUACAUCACAUACCUCCAGCCCUGAGUCCCCGCUACGAGUGGAGCCGCCCUGGCCAAGCCCUCCCUGAGCAGUCCCCAGACAAAACAGGGGUCCAGACCCCAGAGUGCACCCCCAGCUGCACCUUCCAGAGCCUCCCUGGGGGGCCAGUCCAAACCAUUUGCCCCCCCAAACUCACAACUGCCCCGGGACAAGCCUUCUGCAAACACCUCGCAGCAAAUAAAGAUGUGACGGUGGUUUUCUUCACAGCUUGUGUGCGUUCCUGCCCCACUCUGACCAUUGCCUUGCCACAACAGCCAGAGUGGGGGCACCACCCAACAUCCCUUGGGGCAUCUGAACUUUUGGGGAGAUGGGGCUAAUCCAGCCCUGGGUCAUCCAAUGGAGGGUGGGACACAGUUGGGGGGAU